AGAUCCCUACGUUUGUACACUUUUUAAUACUCUUUCAAUGCCGUUUGAACGAGCUCUCUAUCACCUAUCUGAGCUGCGCUAUAGAGGUUUUAAAAAAGCUCCCUUUUUUAAAAACUAAAGUUUGUUUUAAAAAUCGGGAGUUUGAGUUAUAGACUUAAUUUUUCUAUUUUAAAUCCAUCUUUCAACACUGAAUUCGAAUAUCAUAUUCAAAAAAGCUUUCUGUCGCAACGUCUUUAUAAAACCUCAUUUUAUAGCUUAAAAACCCUGGUUUUCUAGGAACCCUACUUUUGGAGCUUUUCGAAAAAAAUGUCCGCUUACUAAAAGAAAGAGCAUGACUUGAAAUCCUCAGACCCCAAGUUUCGUAUCCGUCCGGUCAAUCAUUUUGGAGAUAGUUUUGUCAUGUUACACGUUUAUUUUCUCUGGUCAUCUUUUAGCUCAACCAAAUUCCACGGAUAUCCAUGUAUGUGCAGUGGCGCAAUGGGCGGCAAGUGGACAAACUAUGACACCUCUUAGCUAUAACUAUUAUUAUGGUCGUUAUGACGUUCUUGUGAGUCAGCCACUUGAUGUGGUUGUUGAUGCUUCGAAUAAUAUUUAUGUGGCGGAAUUUGGAAAUGGUUUCAUCUCAAAAUGGACUUCAGGCUCGAGAGUCUCUACGAUUUCUGUAGCCUCUCCCACAAGUCUCUUUAUUGAUAAUUUUGAAAAUCUCUAUGUUUCGGAUGUUAACAGUUAUCGUAUACUAAAAUUUACUUUUGUUGAACAAACUGGUGUUGCCAUAGCUUCUGGCGUAUAUUCGUUUGGUAUUUAUGUCGAUGCUAGUUUUAAUUUAUAUGCAUCAGAUAUUGGCAAUCAUUCAGUAUUUCUAUGGCCCCAAGGUUUGUCCGAUGGUGUUGUCGUGUGUGGUGGAAACGGUCAAGGGAAUAGGAAUGAUCAAUUGGAUUCUCCACAGGGUAUUUAUGUAGAUGGAAGUGGUAGUAUUUACAUCGCAGACACGAAUAAUCAUCGUAUACAAAAGUGGUCUCGUGGCAGUUCGACUGGUGUCACUGUCGCUGGCGGCCGCGGUAAUGGUCUGUUUUUAGAUCAGUUGUCCUAUCCAUCUGCAGUUGUUGUUGAUAUUCAGAGUAAUAUUUAUGUUGCUGACACAGGGAACAAUCGUAUUCAGCAAUGGAAGGCAGGAGGUGUGUCAGGAAUCCAUCUAGUGGGCACCCAAGUGAGCGGUACUGAUGCUGUAUCAUUCAACUCACCAGUUGGCUUAAAGUUAGAUUUGACUGGAAAUUUAUAUGUUGUUGACAAAGCAAAUAAUCGGGUACAAAUGUUCACUGUUGAUAAUACCAGAUGUACGAUCACCACAACCACCACCCGGGCAACAACAACAUCAACCAAAAGAAAUCAAACAUCUUCAACUUUCUGCAUUCUAUCCAAAUGUGGUUCGAAUCGUACUUUAUGCUCAACAAAUAUUGAUUGUGACUGUUUAUCAAUGACAAAUGGUGGUGGUACAAUUUGUGCUGAUAUAUCACUACCAUGUAGAAAUCUGACACGUUGUAAUAUAGAUAAUGUUACGUGCUCUAUACCAAAUACACUGUGUGUAAAUAAUACGCGAUGUAAUCAACCAGUUUGUUACCCGUUAGCAUUGGCCAGUCAACAAGUAUGUCCUGGAAAUAAUAGUGCAACGAUAUCAACAACUUCAGGUAUGAGACAAGAUGUUUACACUACAGUAAUCAAUGCAGUUAUGCUUUUGCUUGGUUUCAUCUUAAUUUGUACGAACUGGAACUUUACCAAUACUUUACCGUGUACCAAAAAUACACGAGCUGUCGUAAAUCUGCCAUUUCCAUGUUUUAUACAUGCUAUUCUAUGCGGGUAUAAUAUUUCACGCCUGUCUCAUACGUAUACAUGAAAACAGUUUUUGUCCGUUCCUUUUUAACUUGUUAACAGGGUAGGCUAAAGUAUCAAAUAUGAAGUCAAAGUGAAAAACUAAGCAGAACGGUUGAUUCCAUUUUGUAUUACCAGGGAGGUCGGUCAUUCAGGGAUAUUCUCUUGUUCGAUUCCUACAGAAACCUAAGUUGUAAGCUUAUAUAAUUCAGUUGCCAGCUUAUGUACUCCCGCUUAAAAUGCUAUUCAGCUAUGUUGUCAAACUGAAACAGUAGUUUUGUUAAAUGUCCGGUAAAAACAAGUCUUUGUUUUUUAAUUGUAGCGCCUCAAACAACCGCCAGAACAACAGCCGCAACUUGUUCAGGUACAGUAAACACAAAUAUUCUACUACGCUUUUCUUCAAACGCCCCAAGUCUGUUCCAAAGAAUACUUUUUGACGACAAACUACCCAGGCAAACCUUUUCUGGCAAAAAAACGCAUUGAUAUGCGUUAGUUUCUAACGCGUUUAUCAGGAUGAAUUUUGACCGUUUCAACGCGUUGAAACGGUCAAAAUUCAUCCUGAUAAGCGCGUUCGCAAUUAACGCACAUCAACGCGUUGGUUUUCAACGAAUGCAAACGCGUUUAAAAUUAAAAUUAAAAAAUGAAUUCAACACCAAAUUAAAUUCUGGUGUAUGUCUGUAUGCAUAUCUAUGCAUAUAAUGUAUAUGUGUCUAUGCAUAGAUAUGCAUACAAACGACUAUACAAUCUAGUAGAGUGGCAAAGUAGAGAAAGAAAACAACUGGUACUUACAUGACUUCAGUAUGAUUCGAACGUGGGUACCUAGAAUUAAGAAGCAAACACAUAACCAUCUGAGCUGACAAAUGAUCGAAAUAUAUACAGUAACAAUGCUAUGUGUUUCGAUCAUCUCCGUUAGACAAAACUGAUGUUUGCUUCUUUAUUCUAUGACUUCUGACGAGGGAACCUAUUCACAUGUCCAACUUCUUUUGACUCCAUCUUUUGGUCAUAAGUAGACCUCAAUGAGGUAUGACAAACCUCAACAGGAUUCAUGCUCUCAGGUCUUUGUUUCCGAGAUAUCGAAUUUUUAAGUUAUGCGUAAAACAAUCUUUGCAAAGUUCCGUGCAGUGCAUCUCCGAUAAAACUUUUGAAAGUGAAACUACCUAUGGUUCGGAGAAAUAAAUAGAGCUCUAAGAUGUUCUAUUCACACGCGCGUCUUACUGCGUGUUUUCUGUUUUUACAACUUUUUAUAUAAAAGGGGGUAUUGAAGUGUGUGAUUUUGCUUAAAGCAGGGAGUUUCCAGACAUACCUUGCGUGGCUUUCUGACAGAUUCAUAAUACAACCUGUUCUGGAUUGAGAACUAGAGCGAAUUCUUCCAACGGUGCUUCUCACUGUUCAUCAGCUGAAAGAGCAUAUCCAAUUCUCGCACCGUUGGACGAAUUCGCUCUAGUUCUCAAUCCAGAACAGGUUGUAUUAUGAAUCUGUCAGAAAGCCAC
Messenger RNA from Didymodactylos carnosus, 3356 nucleotides. The record is from the annotation of a GenBank genome assembly. NCBI's taxonomy places the organism in Eukaryota, Metazoa, Rotifera, Eurotatoria, Philodinida, Philodinidae.